GUGCUCCAAGCUGAGCGAUACAGUUGAUGGAGGAGACCAUGAUGGAGACUGCAGAGAUGAAGACAGCACUUUGUCUUGGCUGAAGGAGAUGGGAGUCCAGGACAAAAUCAAGAAGCCAGACCUCCACACCCUACAGCUUCAUAAGGAGGGCCACGUCAUGUCUGUGGACCAUAAGCCUGAGUCUGUGAUAUGUGUGAAAGGACUUCACACUUUCACUCUCAUCAACUUCUUCAUCAAUUGGAAGGGUGUGGUUGCUUCAUCCGGCUCCCAGGCAGGGUUACCGCCCACACUGUUGGCUCCCAGUGCUUUUAGAGGAGCUACAAUGCACACUCUGAAGAGCCGUUGUGUGAACGUGAGAAGUCAAGUUGGUUCUUCCUUCCAGAACAUCAGCAGUCUGGAGAUCACAGGACCUGUCCUCCCCUCGUCUCUCCAUGCUAUCCUAACGUUACUUCGGCCUGCGCAGAAAGGAAACUUCUCAGCUGCGCUUUACACACAUACUCCUACCGCGGUUAUGAACGUACACAGCACCAAGCAGCAGGUUGGCGAGGCCUCGGUAGAACUGUCCUCUUGUGGUCUCCAUCCUGCUUCCAUCCAGCAGCUGCAGCAGCCUUCCACCCUGGGAAAGACAGCCCUGACACACAUCACCAUGAACAACUACAGCUACACAUGGAAGAACUAAGAACGUGCUGAGAGUUUACACAACACAAAGAAGUUUGCAUUAAUUUGAGUUAACAGCUGCAAUCCUGAAACUCAGAUUCCACUGUGAAGCUGUGUGCAUACUGGAAGAGAUUCACAGCUACACGCUGACCAGAAAGUGAAGGGUGUUCCACGACUACAGCGGGCAAAAUAACCACUGGUGAUGUGAAGUAGACGGGAUUCAGAAUAAAAGUUUAUUAAUUUUCAGGCGUCAGGUGAAAGCCUGAAGUGCUACCUGUGGGAAUGAAGAAUGUUGUUGAUUCACAGGGUAGUGGUAUCUGGGCAACUGAGGCCUGGAACGUCAGCAAGAGACCAACCACCAGCUUCAAAGCAAUGUGUGAUGAGCGAAUCACUUCCGGCAUGUACACAGCUUAAGUGUCUGUUUAUGUUGAGGUUUCUUUUAAGCAAACUUUAUUGCACUGCACCGGAUGUGAUUAUUUAUUAAACUCUAUAUUGCUCAAUUACUUUUAAUCUUUCUUCUCAUACAAGAUUUAUCAACGAUAAAUGCUGGAAUGUUUUCAGGUACUGGAAUGCUGAUGAAAUAAAUUGUUAAAGUUA
Molecule: messenger RNA, 1254 nt
Organism: Haplochromis burtoni (Burton's mouthbrooder)
Lineage: Eukaryota; Metazoa; Chordata; Actinopteri; Cichliformes; Cichlidae
Product: protein downstream neighbor of son homolog
Biological process (GO): nuclear DNA replication
Cellular component (GO): nucleus
Source: RefSeq, a predicted model, not a curated record